This is a messenger RNA of Durio zibethinus, 995 nucleotides long. RefSeq names its product superoxide dismutase [Cu-Zn], chloroplastic. Gene Ontology annotation, biological process: superoxide metabolic process. The record is from RefSeq and is a predicted model, not a curated record. NCBI's taxonomy places the organism in Eukaryota, Viridiplantae, Streptophyta, Magnoliopsida, Malvales, Malvaceae. Gene Ontology annotation, molecular function: copper ion binding.
GUACAUUCUAGCUAAAACCAACGGGCCACAGCAGCCACUACAACCUCAGCUCACCUGAUCCCCCUCAGAAUCCUCGCUGACUCGAUGCAAGCUGCGGCAAUAGCAGCCAUGGCAGCCCACGCAAUUCUCACGACAAUCCCAUCACACCACACUCUCCUUUCUCCACCCCCAACUAACCCUUCUAACCCACCAGUUCUUCACUCCUCAUUUCGUGGUGUCUCUCUCAAGCUCCCUCGUCAAUCCCUCUCCAUUGCUGCCACUGUCCCCAAGAAGCCAUUUUCUCUUUUCGCUGCCAAGAAAGCAGUGGCUGUGCUUAAAGGUGAUUCCAAAGUUGAAGGCGUUGUCACUUUGACUCAAGAAGAUGAUGGUCCUACAACUGUGAAUGUUCGUGUUACCGGUCUUACUCCAGGGCCUCAUGGGUUCCACCUGCAUGAGUAUGGUGACACAACAAAUGGAUGCAUGUCAACAGGAGCACAUUUCAAUCCUAACAAAAUGACACAUGGUGCUCCUGAGGACGAAGUACGCCAUGCGGGUGACCUGGGAAACAUAUUGGCUAAUGCUGAUGGAAUGGCAGAGGCAACAAUUGUAGACAAGCAGAUACCACUAAGCGGCCCCAAUGCAGUCAUUGGAAGAGCAUUUGUGGUUCAUGAGCUUGAGGAUGAUCUUGGAAAGGGUGGACAUGAACUUAGUCUCACCACUGGCAAUGCAGGAGGAAGAUUGGCAUGUGGUGUUGUUGGCUUGACUCCGAUAUAAAUCUUUUGAUUUCAGCAGUUUGGUCUUGUGCUAUUAUUUGCUGCUUACUUUUGCCAACUUCUCUUAUAAGAUCCAACAUGUUACUUUUCAAGGAUGUAAUAUGAGAUUGUGCAGACAGCAAGUUUUUAGACCUUGAUCUUUGUCUGUCAUUAUUCGCUAUGAAAUAAAAACCUUCCAUGGUUUGUGAGUGUGUAGAACUUGGUUUUCUGAGCUUAUGAAAAAACUUCAUGGUGGUGGUUAUA